AUGCUUGGCCCAGAUCAUGAUCUCGGAGACAUCGAGUCUCCUCUUCAUGCCGCUGCUCGUGCUGGUAACCUGCAAAUCGUCGAGUACCUUGUGCACACACUUCAAGUCGAUGUUACGAUGCAUCGUCGAUAUUGGAACAAUCCGAUUCACGCUGCUGUAGAGGGACGUAACAUAGAGGUUGUUCAGCUCCUACUUAGCCAUCCCCAGGUGGAUGCCGGCGCCAUGACCGCUGGAGAACAAACGGCAUUGCAUAUAGCAAUUGAAGGUGGAAACCUGGAGAUAGUUGAGCUUCUGCUGGCCCGCGAAGAUGUUGACCCAACUUCCGGCUACGCGGAGCUGGGCUUACUGACGGACCUCAGACCAUUUCACCUGGCCGCUUUGCAUGGCGACAUCAAGAUUCUCCAAGCAUUGAUGGCGCAUCCGAAAAUCAGCGUAGGUAUGAAGGACGGUUUUGGCAGGACUGCCUUACAUUACGCUGCCCUUGGAGUCGCGGAGAACCUCAUUAAAAGCGACGACGUUUUCCAUUUCUUGCUUGAGCAGCCUGGAAUCUCGCUCAUGGACGAAGAUUCGGACGGAUUCAAUGUCUUGCAUUUUCUGAGCGUGCCGUGUCAUAAUCAAAGCGAAGAGGACUUUCAUGUGGCACGCUCUCUGAUGAAUUUAUGCAUCGCCAAGGGUGUUCCUGUGGACAAGACUUCGCCGUGGGGCACUGCUUUUCACAUUGCGGUCCAUGGAUCUCUUGGUAUUCUGCGAAACGCGGCACACUUAUUAUCUUGCGGAGCCGAUCCAUCAAUUAUUCCAACACCUUUUGUCAGCGUGACGCCACUACACCACUGCCUUGCUCACGCAGCGCCUCCGAGGCUGGAGAACGAACAACUACAAGUGCUCUUCGCACUGAUUGAAGCAGGCGUCGAUCUGGAGCAAUUUUCUGACUAUGAGGAUGAGCUGAAUCCUCUGGAGGUUCCGGCUUGGGAGUUCGACACGUCGAUUCCCCCUAUCCAAGGUUCGGCGCUAGCAUAUGCCGUUCUAUGUGCUAGAAGCGUGAAGUGCGCAGAGGUGCUGCUGGAAGCCGGUGCCGAUGUUACACGCCUGGCGUACGCGGGAACCCCUUUCCGCGAGACUCACGAGUUCCACCUUGAGGACGACGCAGCGAGUCUUGUUGGGUUUUUACUUCGGACCGUUUGCCCAGGGGGACACUUCAAAGACGAGCUGUUGACCGACUGGGUUAAAGAAAUGCUCAAGCUUUUGCUACGGUAUGGUGCUCAGAUUGAUGACGCAAUCUCAUUUCGAUGGUGCCCAAUUUGGAUUGCGGUUGACGCUGCCGUACAAGACGAAUUUGGACUAUUGAACUUUUUACUAGAGAAUUCGACGAAUUCGAAUUGCCAAAAACAUUUCCUGAAGCAAGUAGUUCGAUCAGCCAAGCUAGAUGCCAAACCGUCAGUCACAGCGCUUGUGCAGGCCCUCCAGGAUUUCUUGAGAAAAUUUUGGCCAGACUGGGAGGAAGAGAGCGAGGGGGAAUCAGUGGGACAUGAAUUAAGUCCGGGAUUUGGAUCGGAUGGUUGGGACUUUGAAGAUGACAUGUAUCAACACGUUGGAGGUAUUAUGCUACAGUGGAUGGCUGACCAUGGGCCGCUCGCGGCUGAUGAAGCGAUAUGGGAUGACGAUAGUAUGUCGGAUGAUCUGGACCUGGAAGAUGAUAUGGAAUUGGAGGAAGAUGACCUGGAUUUGGAAGAAGACCUGGCUGUUGAAUCUUGA
Molecule: messenger RNA, 1752 nt
Organism: Pochonia chlamydosporia 170
Lineage: Eukaryota; Fungi; Ascomycota; Sordariomycetes; Hypocreales; Clavicipitaceae
Product: ankyrin repeats (3 copies) domain-containing protein
Exons: 1
Coding region: 1-1752 (583 amino acids)
Molecular function (GO): protein binding
Source: RefSeq, a predicted model, not a curated record